AUGUAUAUUCCAUAUCAAUGCUGUCAAAAAUCCUUCGAGGAUUACUACACCCAUCAAUCUGGAAAUGGUCUUAAUUAUUAUCAAGGUGCACCCUAUCAAAGAGGCUAUGGUUUCGGUGGUCUCUUUAAAUCUUUCUUCAGAGCUGCGGUUCCACUUUUCAAGUCGGGUGCCAAAGCGGUUGGAAAACAAAUUUUGAACAGCGGUGUAGAUGUAUUCAACGAUGUCUCACGUGGUGAAAAUCUCAAAGUGGCUGCUAAACGACGUUUGAAGGAAGCCGGCAAAAACUUGACGGAUAAAGCUGCAGUUAAAUUAAAGACCAUGAUCGGCUCCGGCAGAAGGAAUAAAAAGCGCAAACUUCCCAAGAAACAAGUCAGUGUUCAUCUCAACGCAUCCUACAUUUACGUGAAAGCGAAAAUCGUCAAAGCGGAUGGAUCCCCCAUAUCACCGAAAACCUCCAAGCCCGAUGGAUCGGAAGUUGAAGAAGUUGUAGUGCCAACCAACUUAUUUCUCCAUUCUCUGUUCUCACAAAUCGACAUCAGUUUGAAUGAACGAAAUAUUUCAUCUGCAAGCAACACUUAUCCAUAUCGUGCAUACAUUGAAACUCUGCUAAAUUAUGGAGAAGAUGCUAAGAAAAGUCAACUUACCUGUGAGAUGUUUUACAAAGAUGAACAACCUGAAGAAAUCGACCCCAAGGCUGUGAACGCUGGACCCGGAUUGAAAUCAAGAUAUGAGCUCAGUAAACACAGUAAAACAUUUGAUAUGAUCGGACAAUUACAUUGCGACUUGUUUAAUCAGAACCGUCUUUUACUGAAUUUGGUCGAUAUUAAAAUUAAAAUGACUCGAAGCAAUGCAGCGUUUUGUCUUCUAUCGUCAAAAGUGGAUGCAGCAUACAAAGUGGUAUUAGAACAUGCGUCAUUAUUUAUACGAAAAGUUCAAGUGAGUCCUGGGGUUUCACUCGGUCAUGCAAAAGCUUUGGAAAAAAGUUCUGCCAAGUAUCCCAUCGACAGAGUUUUAUGUGUGAUGCCGAAAAGAGUCGUGAUUGCCUGCGUCGAAAAUGCUGCUAUGAACGGACAUUAUUCAAAAAAUCCUUUCCUAUUUUCACAUCAUGAUGUGAAUUUCAUCUCUAUUUACGUUGACGGUCAACCCGUACCAAGUAAACCUAUGGAAUUGGAUUUUAAAAAUAAUAAUUACAUUCGUGCUUAUCACAGUUUGUUUGACGGAUUUAAUAGUGAUAAAGGCAUCUAUUUGUCUCGUGAACAAUUCGCACGAGGUACGACACUUUACAAUUUUGAUCUCUCAGCAGACUUAUGCAACGGUCCUCAUUUAAAUUUACAACAUCAAGGAAAUUUGAGAGUUGAAAUUAAAUUUAGCACAGCCAUCGAAGAAACGCUCUCGUUAUUGAUCUAUGCAGAAUUUCAAAACGUGAUUGAAAUUACAAAAUCUCGUCACGUGCUGUGUGAUUUUGCAAAUUAA
Molecule: messenger RNA, 1473 nt
Organism: Uloborus diversus
Lineage: Eukaryota; Metazoa; Arthropoda; Arachnida; Araneae; Uloboridae
Exons: 3
Coding region: 1-1473 (490 amino acids)
Biological process (GO): deoxyribonucleotide biosynthetic process
Cellular component (GO): cytosol
Molecular function (GO): ribonucleoside-diphosphate reductase activity, thioredoxin disulfide as acceptor
Source: RefSeq, a predicted model, not a curated record